CGUUCAUCUCACAUGGAAUUGAUCGCCAUACGUAGAUAACCUCUAGCUCUGGGGCUUAGGUGUACGGAGUACCUCGUAAAUCUAACACUGGGUGCUAAAUCCCAUCAUCAAGAGAGCGAGAGAACGAGCUAGGAAUGAAGAGAGGGAUUUAAGCCCGACAAGCUAAACAAACGCUUGGACGCCAGAGUUUGUUCUUUCUCAUUGUGAUUGAAAGGACCCCUGCCGCCCGGGCAGGAGGCCAUUACCCGAUCUCGAGCAUCGAUGCGGCCUGUUCAAUAUUACCUGACAUACACAUGCAGACCGACCCUAUAAAGUCGACCCCGAGAAUUUCCCACACAGAACCGUUUGUUUCCUCGAUAAUCACCGUUUCACCCUACUUUUGGCGCACCGGAUAACCGGGCCAGGCCACAAUGGCGGACACCCUAGACUCCAUAGUCAAGGGGGCGCCGCUCCCCGGCCGGGAGUCGGCGGGCAAGAGUGCUUCCGGGACCAGUCCCAUCUCGUCGUCGACUACAUCCAAGGCCGGCGAUCCGCUCUCGCACACCCCAAGCUCACCAUCGAUGAUCUACCUCAACCUUCUGGUCCUCGAAGCCUCUCUCAGGGCCCAAUAUCUCGAGCUCCGAGCACGACGACGUCACCACAGCUUCUUCUUGACGCUGCUUACAUUGUGGACCUGCGGCUUCGGAUAUGCCCUGUUCUUUGCACCUCGCGAAGAUGGUCGUGGUGUAGGUGGCUCGGUAUAUUGGAUGGUUGACAUGGCGGAGAGAGUAUGUUUUACCGGAGGCUUGAUAACGGUAUGCCUUGUCUGGGCUACGGGCAUUUGGGAUCGUGGCGUGCGCUGGCCGCGCCGCUGGUUCGCCAUCUCCAACCGCGGACUGCGCGGCUUCAACUGCAAGAUUGUGAUUCAGAAGCAGCCGUGGUGGGCCGAGACACUCGCCACCACUGGCUGGUUUUUGACAUAUGGCCUGUUCUCUAACACGGGAUCGUCAUACCGCUACGUCGACCCGCAGGUAUUGCGUGAAGUAGAUGCUCAGCUGAAUUUGUCGGCCCAGGGACACCCGGCACUACCGGUCGUGAGCGAAGACGAGGAGAGGGGUGCACACGAGGAGGAUCUUGCUCCAGGUGGCGAUUAUCUAAAGCUGCUGCUGUUUGCAAAGCCCUUCUCGCCCACUUUCCGUGAGAAUUGGGAACUUUUCCGGACCGAGUAUUGGGAACGAGAGAACGAGCGCCGAGCGCUGAUACGCGUCAAGGUCAAGGAGCACGACAAGAAGCUGAGGAUGCAGCGCGGUGGCUGGUUGUGGUGGCUUCCUCGAUACAAGGUCAGGCCUGAACAGCAGCUCGCGGCGGCACAGCAACUACAACAGCACACCGCCGAGAAGCCCCACGGCCAUAGCCGCCAUGCCUCGACACACCUCAGCGUCGAGCGGGAACACCGUCGCACGCGCAGCAGCAGUGUGAGACGAGGAAGCUUCUCCUCAAACGCAACCUCGAGGAGCGCCACGCCAACCAUUGAAGUGGACGAAGCAUGCGGGGUGACGCGACGGGCCAGCACGGCAUCCAAUGCGUCCGACAAGCGCCGUAAGAAGCUGUCGGCCGCUGCGGCAGGCCCGAGAUCGCAGAAGCGGACUACGGAAUCGAGAUCCGUCACUCCGGAAGUGACAUCACCCCUUGCAAAGAAAGCGACGAGCGCGAGCGAUGCGAUGGAGAAUGAUGGGAACAGCGGUGCCGACGCUGUGUCUGGCGAAGACCAAACGGAGAGACGAACAAGGAAGAAGUCGCUUUCCAGAUCCCCGGCUCCUUCAGUAUCGUCGAUGGAGUGAGUAUAGUGAUCGCAUCGAAAUAUCAAUGGCAUAGCAGAAGUAUAGAGUAGUGAGAUCAUGCGCUGAUUAUUAUCAAUUUGUGCGACUUUAAAGUUCCCUUGCCAUGUGACACUAUUGGGACUAACUACACUUAGCUUUAGUUAGGGAAGUAUUCAGGAGCCAGAACCUAGGUCGGUACUCUUCGUUGAGCCGUUGACGACUCAUUGCAAGGCAGGUGGCCAAACCAGGUAUCCAGGUAUUAUGCGAGGCCUGAUUCUCUAUCCACAUAGAAAAUAACAUAAUCAACGUACCCUUUUUUAAUAUAUAUUCGAUUAACGAGCUCCAUAUCCCUACCUACCUAGGUACCUAGACAAGG
Molecule: messenger RNA, 2175 nt
Organism: Pyricularia oryzae 70-15
Lineage: Eukaryota; Fungi; Ascomycota; Sordariomycetes; Magnaporthales; Pyriculariaceae
Exons: 1
Coding region: 411-1820 (469 amino acids)
Biological process (GO): nuclear envelope organization
Cellular component (GO): Nem1-Spo7 phosphatase complex
Molecular function (GO): protein phosphatase regulator activity; phosphoprotein phosphatase activity
Source: RefSeq, a predicted model, not a curated record